CCCUAAUUGUUCCCACCACGCACCCCCCCGGCCCCCGAAAAUCAAAAUUCUUCUCUCUGUUUUACAAAUUGAAUUUAGCGGCAUAUAAAUCAGAAAAGACACCCAUAUUACCCACCAUAUUUGACGUUUCAAAUCUAUUGAUAGUAGUUUCUUUUUACAUUUUUCUCAUUUCCGUGCUUAUUUCUUUUGUACCCUGUUUCUGGAAACCAAUUCUUUCUAUUACUUUGAAUUUGAAUUUUGCACACCCAUUUUAUCCGAUCUCUCCUUUACGGGGUGUGGGUGACAAGCAAAAAUAAAAAUAAAAUAAUUGCAGGGAAAUGGCUAAUAGAAUUGAUCAAGAGUAUGAUUAUAUAUUCAAGAUCGUAUUGAUUGGGGAUUCGGGUGUUGGGAAAUCCAACAUUUUGUCCAGAUUUACGAGAAAUGAGUUCUGUUUGGAGUCCAAAUCCACCAUUGGAGUUGAGUUUGCCACCAAAAAUCUUCAGAUAGAAGGAAAGACGGUGAAGGCCCAAAUAUGGGACACGGCAGGCCAGGAGAGGUAUCGAGCCAUUACCAGUGCUUACUACAGAGGGGCUGUAGGCGCACUCCUUGUUUAUGACAUAACCAAGAGACAAACCUUUGACAACAUCCAAAGGUGGCUUCGGGAAUUGAGACAACACGCAGACUCUAACAUUGUAAUCAUGAUGGCCGGAAACAAAUCCGAUCUUAACCAUCUAAGAGCAGUUGCGGAUAAUGAUGGUCAAACUUUGGCUGAAACGGAAGGACUUUCAUUCCUUGAAACAUCUGCACUUGAGGCAUAUAAUGUCGACAAGGCUUUCCAGUCUAUUUUGACUGAAAUAUACCACAUCGUCAGCAAGAAGGCAUUGGUAGCCCAGGAUGCAGCAGCUGCCACUGCACUUCCCGGCCAGGGUAUGACAAUCAAUGUCAAUGAUUCACAUGGGAAUACCAAGAGGGGCGGCUGCUGUUCUACUUGAGUCAAAUGUUCUUGGGAGGAUCUCAAAAUUGGUAACAAAACUCGAACUUAUGUUCCUAGUUUUCAAUUUUUUAAUUUUUUUUGUCUUCCAGGGCAAGAGAGUCUUGUGAAUACUUUCUUACUGUAUUGUGGCAGGAAAAGGAUAUGUUUACUGGUUUAGGAAGCUUAGUCUCUCGUUAUGGAUUGUGUUUUCUGGUUCACCAUUUUUCUUGUAAUAAAAAGACGUACUGAAUUCUUUGCCAUAAAUCAAAUUUAACUAUUCUUA
Olea europaea var. sylvestris is the source of this 1235-nucleotide messenger RNA. RefSeq names its product ras-related protein Rab11C-like. The record is from RefSeq and is a predicted model, not a curated record. The transcript has 3 exons. Gene Ontology annotation, cellular component: endosome. Gene Ontology annotation, molecular function: GTP binding; GTPase activity. Bases 318 to 971 code for a protein of 217 amino acids. Lineage: Eukaryota; Viridiplantae; Streptophyta; Magnoliopsida; Lamiales; Oleaceae.